AGAGAACAUGUCAUCUGCACUUGAAGCCAAACUCGAGGAUGCCCUCAAGUCUCGAGACGAGCGCAACAUCCGCCGCCGUCUCCCACACCAGAUCGCCGUGUCAUCCUCCGCAAACCUCGCAUCGGACCAGCUCACCGACUUCAGCUCAAACGACUACCUCUCGUUCACCACUCUCCCCCGACUGCGCGAUCUGUUUCUCGAAAAGCUGCAUGCAGCACCCGAAAUCCUCGGCUCGGGUGGCUCACGCUUGCUCGUUCCCGCACGACCACACGCUGCGCUCGAGACGCGCCUGGCCGCCUUCCUCAAAGCACCCGCGGCACUGCUGUUUAAUUCGGGGUUCGACGCCAAUGUCGGGUUCUUCGCGAGCGUGCCUCAGGAGGGCGACGUAAUUGUGUACGACGAGAUGAUCCACGCGAGUGUGCACGACGGUAUGCGGGCGUCGCGUGCGCACGCGGCACUCUUCUCGUUCGAGCACAAUUCGGUCAAGGCACUCGAGCGAACACUCAGGCGACUUGUACGCGAUCGUGCAGAUGUUGAGGCGGGAGGUGCAUCCGUUUUCGUCGCUGUGGAGAGCCUGUACAGCAUGGAUGGGACGUUCGCGCCCCUGAGGGAGAUGGUGGAGGUCGUCGAGACGAUGCUACCGAGAGGGAACGGGCAUAUUGUGGUCGAUGAGGCACACUGCACUGGCGUGUACGGACCAAGGGGAAGAGGGCGAGUCGUCGAGCUGGGGCUCGAGAAGAAGGUGCUAGCAAGACUACACACGUUCGGGAAAGCAUUAGGAGGGAAUGGUGCUGCACUGCUCACAACUGUACUCAUACGGGACUACCUCCUCAACUACGCACGCUCACUCAUCUACACAACCUCUCUGACGAAUGCCAAUGUGAUCGCAGUCGACUGUUCGUUUGAUCUAAUGGAGGAUGGGACAGCCAGCAAGCUUGCCUCCCACCUACUCGACAUGUCAACCCACUUCGUAGAAUCCCUGCGCCCCCACCUCGCCUCGAUACCCUCAAAACUCCUCUCCCUCCCACCUCAUAUCCUCUCACCCUCCCCCGGAACUCCGCCCUCGCCCAUCAUCCCCCUGCACACCUGCUCUCCGCGACCUUUAUCUGCAUAUCUCGCAUCCCGCAACCUCGCUGCCCGAGCGAUCACCUGGCCGACUGUACCGAAAGGUAAAGAUCGCGUGCGGAUAUGCCUGCAUGCGGGCCAUAAGCGGGAGGAUGUAGAUCGGCUUGUCUCCGCCAUCCUCGCUUGGACGGACGAACAAGUGACCAUGCGGAGGAUCCAGAAGGAAAGGGAGCUCGAGGAGUGGCGGGGGGUGAGUACGUGGAUGGAGGCUAAGUUAUGAUUAAUUGCAUUUGAAGAGUGGUUGGAGGGAUACAGGUUAGAUGGGGUGAUGAUCGCUGGACGCGCCCGUCAAAUGUAGGUUUGCGAAGUGUACAGUGCAUUGCUGUAAAAACAGAGCUGUGCUGUUUUCGUUCGCGGGGGAUCAGUCUUGCAAAGCAUUGAUCUCUUUUGUACUUUGAGUUAGGUAAUCGUCGUAGGAGUCCCGAUAGUUGGCAGGAGUAUUCGCGCGCGCCCGGAACCUUGCUACUACCUCCCUAUUAUGCUGGAUCGCGGAGAGUUGGGCAUGUUUGAUGGUGCCAGAUACGUGAACAACGUUUGGUAUGAACCGUUGUCCAGCCACAUUUGUGAGCAACGUCGUCGCGCCCCAUGCAAGCUGAUGAUGAUCUCUCGCGACACGGAUGAUGCAUAUACCCGUCGUUGGGGAGUAGUACUUCACAGUCAACGACAUACCCACAGCUCCCCAUCCCGUGUCGCCAAAGUUGGAGAUGACGCUCUGCUUGAGCGCCGCGAAGAUCUGGCGGCUAUCGAGGUUUGAUUGUGUCUUUGGCUUCUGAAGCUGAGGUUGCGGGUUAUGGUAAGACGCCGG
Coniophora puteana RWD-64-598 SS2 is the source of this 1930-nucleotide messenger RNA. RefSeq names its product PLP-dependent transferase. The transcript has 6 exons. NCBI's taxonomy places the organism in Eukaryota, Fungi, Basidiomycota, Agaricomycetes, Boletales, Coniophoraceae. The record is from RefSeq and is a predicted model, not a curated record. Gene Ontology annotation, molecular function: pyridoxal phosphate binding. Gene Ontology annotation, biological process: biosynthetic process. Bases 8 to 1345 code for a protein of 445 amino acids.